Molecule: messenger RNA, 2602 nt
Organism: Dryobates pubescens (Downy woodpecker)
Lineage: Eukaryota; Metazoa; Chordata; Aves; Piciformes; Picidae
Gene: BTD
Product: biotinidase
Exons: 4
Coding region: 105-1670 (521 amino acids)
Molecular function (GO): hydrolase activity, acting on carbon-nitrogen (but not peptide) bonds, in linear amides
Source: RefSeq, a predicted model, not a curated record
UUUGUUAUUAAUCACUUGAGAGGACCUGGACUAGUGCUGUGCUACUGGUGUUUUAUAGCCUGUUGGAUUCUUCUGAGCGUAGAAGUGCUGAGAAGCAAGGAUUUAUGGCAUACACCAUGGUGUGUGUGUACUGGAAGCUGGCUGUCUGGUUUUUUUGCUACCAAGUUGUCUCUGCAAGAGUUAAGAAGGAAGGAUAUUAUGUUGCUGCUGUGUAUGAACAUGAGUCCAUCCUCAGUCCUGCCCCAGAAGCUCUGAUUGAUCGACAGUCUGCGCUGGAACUCAUGGGCAGAAACCUGGACAUCUAUGAACAGCAAGUAGUGGCUGCUGCCAGACAGGGGGCACAGAUCAUUGUUUUUCCUGAGGAUGGAAUCCAUGGCUUCAACUUCACCAGAAGCUCCAUUUACCCUUACUUAGAUUUUGUUCUGCACUCAGGCUCUGUGAAGUGGAAUCCAUGCCGAGAGCCCUAUUUGUUCAACGACACAGAGGUUCUUCAGCGUCUGAGCUGCAUGGCACUGAAAAACCAAAUAUUCCUUGUGGCAAACCUGGGGACAAAGCAGCCCUGUGAGCAGCCUGACCCUCACUGCCCAGCUGAUGGAAGGUACCAGUUCAACACCAACGUGGCGUUCGAUGACGGCGGCGUGCUGCUAGCCACGUACCGCAAACACAAUCUCUACUUUGAAUAUGCUUUUGAUACUCCCCCAGAGCCUGACUAUGCAUUCUUUGAGACUCCUUUUGCUGGCAGGUUUGGCAUGUUCACUUGCUUUGAUAUACUCUUUUUUGAGCCUGCAGUGAACCUCAUCAAGCAAUACAACGUGAAACAAAUUGCCUAUCCAACUGCCUGGAUGAACCAGCUGCCGCUCCUGGCUGCUGUAGAGUUUCAACAGGCUUUUGCAACAGCUUUCAACAUCAAUGUCUUAGCAGCCAAUAUCCACCACCCUACCUUGGGCAUGACAGGGAGUGGCAUAUACACUCCAGUCAAGUCGUUCACCUACCACAACAUGGAAGGUUAUGGUGGUAAGCUCAUAGUAGCAGAAAUUCCUGUGAUUGCCACAGGUGAUGAAACCAAUCUGGACAGCAGUGAAAGAUUCAGAGAGAGCUUACAUCACUCAUGCAAGACUUCUACAAGCACCUCCCUGGAUGAUCAAGUUUGCUUUAAGGAGGAAGAAGAGACCCCCAGCAGAGUGUCAGAAACAGGACAGGAACAGUUGCCUCCCCUAUUUUAUGCAGAAAUGAUGUAUGACAACUUCACUUUUGUUCCUCUAUGGGGGGAAAAAGGAGAGCUCCAGGUCUGUGCCAACACCCUUUGUUGUUACUUAAAUUACCAGAAAGCUGUUCUAACUGAUGAACUUUAUGCUCUGGGAGUGUUUGAUGGGCUCCAUACAGUGCAUGGCACCUACUAUGUCCAGGCCUGUGCCUUAGUUAAGUGUGGUGGCCUCAGCUUUAGCACUUGUGGACAGGAGGUUACAGACGCCACUGCUCUGAUAGAUUUCCAGCUCUGGGGAAAUCUGAGUACCCCUUACAUCUUUCCUUUGCUGCUGACAUCUGGUAUUACUUUGGACUUUGCUGAUCACAGGGGCUGGAAAAACAACCACUAUUUCAUGAGCAAAAAUAACACAUCUUCUGGCCUGCUGACAGCUGCUCUCUACGGACGAUGGUAUGAAAAGGACUAGCACAGACAGCUGAAUGAGAAGACAACAGCCCCUAUGUUCAGAGCCUACAUCUUCACGUGAACUGCUGAACACCUGCACUUCCUAGAGCUUUGGGUGCAUUUAUUACAUGGCUGACUGAUCAGAUUCCACAUUUGAAAUGACAAGGGAAGCACUUAAGAGGCUGUAAGUACAGUCUGUACCUCGGCAGCUUACGUCCUGGCAGGGGUAAAAGCCUUGCAGAGUUCAAAGGCUUGUUGCAACGUGCUGAGAUGUUCUACACUGGGACAAUAACAUGUCUCGUUUAAACUGAGUUUGUUCCUUUUAAGUGAAUCCUUUGGUUUUCUGGGGUCCUGGCUAGGAGUAUGGAAAUGAAUGGAAUAGAAAACCACUGCAAAGGCAAGAGAAAUAGGGAAGAGAACAAAGACACAAACACCAUGCAUGACAUGCAUGAAAAUGCAUACAUACAGGUUGCAUAUGGUGAGGGUCUCACCCCUCCUUAGGGUGCCAGGAUUUUUUUCCUUAGAGCCAAUAAAACUCCCAUCUGAAAUCAUGACCAUUUACUGGCCACUCAGUUGCCUGCAGUCCUGUUAGAAAACACAGUGACUUUUCUCCUGUACUUUUAACAGUAAAUGAAUGUUAGCAGUUGAGAAUGUCUACAAACAUCUAGUCUGGAGAGGAGGAUAUCAUGUGAUGAUGAAAAAGUAGACUGCAUUAAGGCAAUUUUCAGCCUACUGUGCUUAAAGGAAAUGUUGGCAACAGAUAUCAAAGGCUAUGCUAUGCAGUGUUAAGUACUGCUGACUUCCCCAGUUUAAAGAGGAAGUAAUCUCGAGACUGCUUUGAGUUUUCUGUUCCUUCAACAAAGAGCUAUGAAAAUCCCACUGUGGGACAGUCAGGUUUUUGCAGUAAGGUUCUGUGUGCAGCAGGUUCCUGCUGCUAAAUGAGUGAAAUGUGCC